Messenger RNA from Larimichthys crocea (large yellow croaker), 2339 nucleotides. RefSeq names its product embryonic ectoderm development (gene eed). Gene Ontology annotation, molecular function: protein binding. The coding region runs from base 32 to 1402 and encodes 456 amino acids. The transcript is spliced from 12 exons. NCBI's taxonomy places the organism in Eukaryota, Metazoa, Chordata, Actinopteri, Sciaenidae. The record is from RefSeq and is a predicted model, not a curated record.
GAGGCUGAAGAACUACGAUACCCAGCAGCACAUGCGGCGCCCGACCGGAAGAGGCGGAGUUUCAGCCAAAAUGAGGGAAAAUAAGAACAUGUCCGAGUCCCCGUCUCAAGCGGGAAAAGAAAUACCGGCGAAAAAACAGAAACUGAGCAGUGACGAGAACAGCAACCCCGAUUUAUCAGGAGACGAGAACGAUGAUGCUGUCAGCGUGGAGAGCGGCACCAACGCAGAGCGUCCAGACACACCCACCAACACCGCCAACGCCCCGGGCAGGAAGAGCUGGGGCAAGGGCAAGUGGAAGUCCAAGAAGUGCAGAUAUUCGUUUAAAUGCGUCAACAGCCUGAGGGAGGACCACGGCCAGCCGCUGUUUGGAGUCCAGUUUAACUGGCACAGCAAGGAGGGAGACCCGCUGGUGUUCGCCACAGUGGGGAGUAACAGGGUAACUCUGUACGAAUGUCACUCUCAGGGAGAAAUAAGACUCCUGCAGUCUUACGUCGACGCGGACGCGGACGAGAACUUCUACACGUGCGCCUGGACCUACGACACCAACACGAGCCAUCCGCUGCUGGCCGUAGCCGGGUCGCGUGGCAUCAUCCGCGUCAUCAACCACAUCACGAUGCAGUGUAUCAAGCAUUACGUAGGUCACGGAAACGCCAUCAACGAGCUCAAGUUUCAUCCGAGGGAUCCGAACCUCCUCCUGUCUGUCAGCAAAGAUCACGCCCUUCGUCUGUGGAACAUACAGACGGACACGUUGGUGGCGAUAUUUGGUGGAGUUGAAGGUCAUCGAGAUGAAGUGCUGAGUGCUGAUUUUGAUCUCCUGGGCGAAAAGAUUAUGUCCUGUGGGAUGGACCACUCUCUAAAACUUUGGCGGAUCAAUUCAGAGAGAAUGCAGAAAGCCAUUCGUGGAUCUUAUGAGUACAACCCUUCCAAGACCAACAGGCCUUUCGUGUCGCAGAAAAUUCACUUCCCCGACUUCUCGACGCGAGACAUCCACAGAAACUACGUGGACUGUGUGCGGUGGCUCGGAGAUCUUAUUCUUUCCAAGUCGUGUGAAAACGCCAUCGUCUGCUGGAAACCAGGAAAGAUGGAGGACGACAUCGAUCACAUCAAACCGAACGAUUCGAACGUGACGAUUCUGGGACGCUUCGAUUACAGCCAGUGCGACAUCUGGUACAUGCGCUUCUCCAUGGACUUCUGGCAGAAGAUGCUCGCUCUGGGAAACCAGGUGGGGAAGCUUUAUGUGUGGGACCUCGAGGUGGAAGACCCUCACAAAGCAAAGUGCACCACACUGACCCUCCCCAAAUGCACGUCGGCCAUCCGGCAAACCAGCUUCAGCCGCGACAGCAGCAUUUUGAUAGCCGUGUGUGACGACGCUUCAAUCUGGCGCUGGGAUCGACAGCGCUGAGUCGCUUUGUUUUUGUUUUGUUUUGUUUUGCUUCCUGUUGCUUCCCUCUCGCAUCCUGCAGCUCCUGUUGUACAGAUCUACACUGCAAGAAAUGUCCGUUUGUACAUUUUAGUCUGACGUGCGGUCUAAAAAAAAUGUAUUUCCUUCAACAACAACAAAAAAAAGUGAGACCAUGCCAAGGUGAGAUUAUUACUUUUUGUUGCUCUGGCCAAGGAGGUUGUUUCCAUUCCCUGAAGAAGUUUAAGGAACGUUUCAUAUCUAAUAAAACACUUCAUCUAAAAUAUGAGUUAAACUACUUAAAACAGCACCUUGGUGGAGGUUAAGUGCCUUCUAGCUUCCUAUGCAGAUGCAUUCAUCAGAAGUUAUUUGAUCAGUCAGGGACAUUUUUCUGCAAAUUCUUACAAAGAUGAAUCGUCUGUAUUCGAGUCAACCGGCUGAUUUUUGUCACUUGUUGUAGGAAAAAUAAGCUUUUCAGACACGACAGAUAAAAUGACCAAAGGUGGAUUGUUUUUUUGCAGUGUGCCAUGUUUUAUAUUCAUUUGUUCACCAAAAAAAAAAAAGAUUUUUGUCCUUUUUUUUCCUCCAAACUUUUCUUACAUUCCUUUGCAAGUUUUUUUUGGUGAGGGGUGUUUGAUGCCUCUUCAUCUUCCUCCUCCUUCCUUCCAUACAAACACACAAUACACUCAAUAAAAUGUAUUUUGUAAAUAUUACACUCAAGAGUCAGUUUGUGCAAUGAUGGUGGAUGCUUUUAGUCUGAGUCGUUUUUAGCUUUUUUUAUUUGUGUAGUGCUUAAAAAAAAAAAAAAAAUAGAAAACCUGCUUUUAUUUUGAAAUUCGCUAUAAUAAAGAUGUUAUGGAGGGAGGGGUUCUUUGGCCUUUAUGAAGUGCUUGUAACUGAAUUUAUUUGGACUUGAAUAAAACUUAUUUUUCUACAGAAA